UUGACAGAGUAAGUUCACUCAGAGAGAAGGGUCCUGUACUGUUCCAUAGAGAAAGGAGAGAGUGUGUUUGAGAGAGCCAGUGAGUUUCUUGGGAGUGCUUUGACUCUCUUUCUGUCCCAGGAGAGUAGGAGGGAGAUGAGUUGUCCCGCUGAAGCUCUGAAGGGCUGACUGUUCCCCACCCCAUCUCAUCUCUGUGCCUGACUGUGUGACCUGACCCUCCAGUCCUCCUCAACAGCACACCUAAUCUGAUUCUGCAGCUCUCUCUCCGAAGCUGCCAGCACCAUGAGCUCGUCUGGGGCAAACCUCCACAACAAGCGUCUACCCUCGGAGACAGAGCAUGCUCAAAGAGUCCCAGAAUUGGACUCAGCCCAGCAGCUGAAACUGAGAGAGAGACAGCGCUUCUUUGAAGAGGUAUUUCAGCACGAUGUGGACGUCUACCUGUCCUCUGCCCAUCUGCAUAUUCAUGACUAUAAGAGACCUCCCAUUGGCAGCGUCUCGUCCAUGGAGGUGAAUGUGGACAUGCUGGAGCAGAUGGACCUUAUGGACAUCUCUGACCAGGAGGCCCUGGAUGUCUUCCUCAACUCUGGAGGGGAUGAGGGGGUGCUGGCCUCCCCUCUGCCAGGUAAAGUUCAUGGCAACAACAACAACAAUGAGGUCAUCAGCCAGGGACGCUCUCCCCACAACACAGGUGGUUGUGUGGGGAAGUCCCGCAUGUCCUCCACCUCCUCCACAUCCUCCACCAACAGCCAGAACACCAAUGAGGAUGGAAGGGAAACCCCUGUAGUCCAAUCAGAUGAUGAGGAUGUGAAUGUCGGCACACUCUUGCUGAUGGGAUCAACCCCAGGGAAAGAUGAGAAGGAUCGGCCCAUCUUCUCUUCAUAGAGGCCUUGCUUCACUUCCAAUAUUCACUAACAUUUUGGACAUACUGGUGCUGACAAUUAUCACUGAAACGGGACACUCACACAUAGAGGUGUUCCAUGGACUGGCAACUAUCACUAUCACAACAUUUUCUUUACCCUUCAUUUAGUUUUGUCUGAACUGUAAAUAUAAGGCCAAAUCUUCUCAAAGCUUGCUGAUCUCCAUAUAUACUUCUGGCAUAUAGAUAACAAGAUAUUUACUUUUAUUUCCUCAUUUGAGAUUCUAGUAGGGUCUGGCGACGUGUGAUACGGACAUUUGAGGAAGUACAUUCCUGUGUGUACUCUACAGCUAGGAUAUGUACAUAAUAGAGUUGUGAAAAUACGCAACCAUGUAAGCAUGCUUUACUGUACUACAGACAGGGAUUUACAAUUGUGCAAUUACACACACAAAAACAUUCUUUAGAGAGUAACUGCAAUGCUGAGUAAAUCUGGCCCUUAGUUCCCGUAUUCCUCAAAAUGUUGAACCAAUCCCAAAACACAUGCCACAAAUAAAAACUAAGGAUGUACUGUAUAUAUUGCAUAGUGUUGCUGUCAUUUUGAUAUAUACAGUGCAUUCGGAAUUCAGACCCCCUUCCCUUUUUCCACAUUUUGUAAUGUUACAGCCUUAUCCUAAAAUGUAUUAAAUAAAACAAAUAUUCAUCAAUCUACAUACAAUAACCUAUAAUGAGAAAGUGAAAAACAUUUUUGGGAAAUUUUUGCAAAUGUAUGAAAAAAAUAAACAGAAAUAACUUAU
Oncorhynchus masou masou (cherry salmon) is the source of this 1650-nucleotide messenger RNA. Its product is annotated as dysbindin-like. The transcript has 4 exons. Lineage: Eukaryota; Metazoa; Chordata; Actinopteri; Salmoniformes; Salmonidae. The record is from RefSeq and is a predicted model, not a curated record. The coding region runs from base 283 to 882 and encodes 199 amino acids. Gene Ontology annotation, biological process: negative regulation of protein kinase activity. Gene Ontology annotation, cellular component: cytoplasm.